Hippocampus zosterae (dwarf seahorse) is the source of this 1872-nucleotide messenger RNA. RefSeq names its product ankyrin repeat domain-containing protein 1-like. Gene Ontology annotation, biological process: regulation of transcription by RNA polymerase II. Gene Ontology annotation, molecular function: RNA polymerase II-specific DNA-binding transcription factor binding. NCBI's taxonomy places the organism in Eukaryota, Metazoa, Chordata, Actinopteri, Syngnathiformes, Syngnathidae. The transcript has 9 exons. Gene Ontology annotation, cellular component: nucleus. The coding region runs from base 53 to 1015 and encodes 320 amino acids. The record is from RefSeq and is a predicted model, not a curated record.
GCAGCUAUAAGAGAGAGACACAUCACACCAAGAACAUACCGUCGGGCACAACAUGGGGCUACACAGCGUCCAGGAAAUGGUGAGUGGUAAGAGGUCAGAGGUCAGCGAGGGCCGUUUCCACGAUGGCCAGUAUGAGUACAAAACGCCGGUCAGUGGGAAGGAGCGAGAUGAUGGAGGCGACCGCCGCUCACGCUGCCAGCUGUUGUCCGGCGACUCGUCGGAAGACGACAGCGGCGGCGAGCACGACGAGGUCAGCGCGGUGGCCCUCAACUUGGACAAGUGCGGACGUCUGCGUCUGGAGACGGUGGAUGACCUGUUCAACAUCCUUCAGCUGAGGAAGAAGAGGCGGCAGAGGAAGGCCUCCAUCUUCAGGAAGAAGUCGGCGCCGUCCACUGAAAUGCUGCCCGACACGGUGGAGGCGCCGCUCUUCUUCGCCGCUGCUGUGGAGAACAAGAUGGCUGUCGUGCACAAGUACCUGAACGAGGAAGGAAACCCCGACGCCGUCGACCAUUUCCAGAGGACCGCCCUUCACAUGGCCUCCUUCAAAGGUCACGUGGAGAUCAUGACUGCGCUGCUGGACGCCGGCGCCGCCAUCGAAAGGCAGGACAAACUGGAGUCGACGGCAGUCCACUGGGCCUGCAGAGGCGGAAGCCUUCCCGCCCUUCAACUCCUCCUGCAGCGCGGCGCCAAGAUCAGCGCCAGAGACAAGCUGCACAGUUGCCCUCUGCACGUGGCCGUUAGGACGGGACACGUCGAGUGUGCCGAGUACCUCAUCCACUGCGGCGCGGACAUCAACGCCAAAGACAGGGACGGUGACACUUGCAUGCACGACGCGGUGAGGAUCAACCGCUUCAAGAUGAUCAAGCUGCUCAUGAUGUACGGCGCCAGUCUCAACGUCAAGAACUGCGAUGGGAAGACGCCGAUGGAGACGCUGUACGCGUGGCAGAACGGCGCCAAGAGCCUCCUGUUCAACUUCAGCGAGGAGAGGGCGGAGCUUAACGAGAAGAUUAUGUGACACCGGUGAUGUGGGUCACAUGUUUUCGGGGUCUACUCCCUAUGGCUGAUUGUUGACGUUGCUACUUCGACGUCAACAUUGUGAAAAAGCGACGGCGCGACACGACGCUCAAAUGUUGCUGGACGACAUUUGGGAGUUUUUCUUCGCGUCGGCGACGCUUCCUCAAUUUUGUUUUUAUCCUUUUUUUCUUAUCUUCCUCUUGUCGAUGAUAGACGGCCGGUGACAGCUUGUACUCACUUUAUUGAUGUUUUCAUCAAAUUGGAACGACCCUGUGUCCCCUGAUGAUGACAUCACAGGCGGACAUCUUAGUUAGCGGCAUUAGCAUGUUUUCUUUCUCGUUUUUCUAUUAUUUAUCUGAUUACAAUGAUGGAUGGGAGACAGAUGAGAUGAUAAGGAUGUCGAGUACGUAGAAACAUUUUGGAAAUGUUUUUGAACAGGCAGGGAUUGGACAACGGGCGACUAUUUAUUUAUUUUCAAGUCAUUUGUCGAAGUAAAUAAGUGGUUUAUUUAUUUAAUAUAAUAAAGACGAUCAAAACUGUUUGCUUGCAUUCAGUUGAACACUUAGUUUUCUGAACUGAAAAUAAAACGACAUUGAAUUAUUAUUUUAUGAUUAAAAUAACCAAUUAGACAUAUUUUACUUUCUUGCCAAAAAAAAAAAAGAUGACUGUCACCUCAUUUGAAAUGUGGCAAAAAAGUAGCUCCUGCUGGGUACAUAUCUGCAAUCAUUGCUGACUUUAUUUAACAAUUUUAAAAUGACACAGAAUGUCAUUGUUCCCAAAUUUACUCUUCUUGAUGUUUUACAUCCGCAUUUCAAUAAAGACAGAAAAAUGGAAUCUAUGAAUAGGGGAGCUGGAUUG